Stegostoma tigrinum is the source of this 7703-nucleotide messenger RNA. It is a transcript of the gene pheta1, whose product is annotated as PH domain containing endocytic trafficking adaptor 1. The coding region runs from base 81 to 971 and encodes 296 amino acids. Gene Ontology annotation, cellular component: early endosome; trans-Golgi network; recycling endosome. Gene Ontology annotation, biological process: retrograde transport, endosome to Golgi; receptor recycling; endosome organization. NCBI's taxonomy places the organism in Eukaryota, Metazoa, Chordata, Chondrichthyes, Orectolobiformes, Stegostomatidae. The record is from RefSeq and is a predicted model, not a curated record. The transcript has 2 exons.
GGAUUAUCAUUAAACGUAAAAGGAGAAAAAAAACAAUGAAGACCAGCGGAGUCCUGACAGUGGCGAGGCAAAACUAAAGCAUGAAGUUGAAUGAACGAAGUGUGGCAUACUAUGCCACCUGUGAUUCUCCGACUGAUAAGACUGGAUACUUGCACAAGAAAGGAGAGCGAAACACUGCUUACCACAGGCGCUGGUUUGUUUUGAAGGGUAAUCUGUUUUUUUACUUUGAAGAAAAGGACAGUAAAGACCCAAUUGGUGUGAUUGUACUUGAGGGAUGUACUGUGGAAUUGUGCGAAUCUUCAGAGGAUUAUGCCUUUGCGAUCAAAUUUGACAGUGCUAAAUCGCGAACAUAUAAAAUGGCUGCUGAGAGCCAGAGAGAAAUGGAAUCUUGGGUUAAAGCUUUAUCUCGUGCAAGCUUUGACUAUAUGAGAAUUGUUGUGAAGGAACUGGAGAAACAAUUGGAAGAGAUGCAGCAAAAUAGAUCCAGCAGCCGUAAAAGCCAAAGAAAAUCACUACUGCGAAAGCAAGGAAGCACUCCUCAUAGUUCACCACUAAUCUCUCAUAAUUUCGCUGUAUCUUAUAGGACUCCUGUUAAGGAGAAUGGCUAUGUUCCCUGGAAUACCAUCCAAGAUCAAAUUACUGACAGUGAAUUGAAUGGUAAAGCACACACUGUUAAUGACAAUAAUGAUAUCUCAAAAUGUUUCUUAGACCAUGCACCUGAAAGACCACUGCACACGCAACGUUUGCCACCACCUCUUCCCCCUAGGAGGAGAUCAGCAACAGGAGGUGUAACAUCUGUAACUGGUGGUCUGAUGCUUGCCCAAGAUGAUAAUACACCAGCAGGAGUAUUCGGCUUCACUAGAUUACAUGAAUGGUUUGGUAGGGAUAUAAUACAGCUGCGAAGACAAUGGCAGGAGAACAAGUUUGCAAGUAAUGAUCGAUCACAACUGGAUCAAAUGGUUUUGAAUUAACAAUGUAUCACACCUUGUCCAGUUCUUUUGAAAGGACAAUAUUGUGCUUGAGUUUUAAAAAUAAUUCUGUUUCUUUACCUCCACAUUCUAAUCCAAAAAAAUGCUUCAUGGAAAAUAUACAUAAACUUUUUAAAAUUUGUAUCAAAAUCUGGCUGGAACCAGCAGGUGAAGCACUUAGUAUAGAAGUUGAACGUUGGAAGUGUUAUAUAUCAUUUGCUUUUUCUUUCAUUUUAGCUUUACUAUCCCUGACAGAGAAAUGAAUAUACAACUUAAGGAAAGCCCUGAUUUCUUUUUUCUCUUUAAUGGCCUAAUGAGUAAAAACACCAAUUUGGUGCAGAACUAAUGUCUGAUUAUAAAGGUUUGGCAGCCAGUAAUUUCUCACUGCAGCCAUAACUUUUAUUAAUUUACCAUAGUAGUUGGCCAUUGCCACCUGGUGGGGAGAUGACUUGAUGCCCCACCCUUUCUGAGAAUGGGCUGUUAACAAGCUGUCUGUAGGUUUCUUAAACAAAAAGCAGCUAUGUGGUGGUAGUGGUACCUAUUGAACUGAAUCACAGCAUAUGACAGGUAUAACCUUUAAUAAUUAGAUUGCUUUUUCUGAAAUAGAUCUUGCAAACCUUCACUCCAGCAUUACUUAACAAUUUUCCAGCACUGCUGUCUAUUAAUGUUUCUGGUUAAUCAUUUGAAUUUGAAUAACAGACAUUUUACAAGGAUCUGCUUUAUGAAACACUAAUUUGAAUAACUACUACGUAUUAGCAUUAUGAAAAUACAGUGACUACAAACGUUAAUUAAUGUAUAGUACAUGUAUUUCCAUCUUUGUUUAAAGGGAACAGAUACAGUACCUCAAGUGCCCGUGUCAAACUCUAGAAUAAUUGAGGGCAGGAGUAGAAGAAUACAUAUUUAUUGUUUGGAAUCCAUUUGAUUGUUUGUUUCUUUUUAAGAAUACUAUAAUUACUAAUGUGUCAAGAGUUCCCAGGGGCUUGAAUCGGGCACCUGAAAAACCACUACAUACAUAUUUUCAACCACCUCUGCUCCCUCGCACAAGUAUAAUAUAUAAUACUGAGCCAUACAGAAGACAAUGACCCCAUGUUUGGUCGCUUGGUCUAGUCAGAGUCAGUUAAUCACAGAUAAGGUAUAGGGCAGGAGCCAAAAUUUGCUCUAGUUUCCUGGGGCAAAAGGAGAAAAAGGUUUUAUUUUCUGAUUGUUGCCGAGUGAUAAUUACGAGAAAAUGAACAUGUGGAUAAUAAAUAAGGACAGCUGAAGAGAUAACAUGAGAGAAUAUCUAACUGACAUUCAAUGUAUUAUCCUCACAAAUGAGUUUUUAUAUGACCAAAGUCACAUGCAACACAGGGUUGGAAAACUGGUGAUAGGGAAUCAACUGUCUUUUUAACACGGCCCAAUUAUUCUUUCAAAUGUAGUCACCCCAGCUUUCUGAAUAUUACUUUAGCUUUUUUUCUGUCCCAGAAGAUUAUAUGCUGGCAGGAGGAGUUGGAGGUUCUCAUAGGUUACACCAUUUCUAAGGUAGGAUGAUGACAAACUAGAUCCUUUCCCUUCAUUCUUACACCUCGGUGAGCCUUCGAAAGAUGAGGGAAGAACUAUUUUAAUAAAUAGCAAAUUUUAUAGAAUCUUUCAAAAAAAAAGAAAUGUGGAUCUAUUGCAAGUUAUUGGUUAUAUAAUGCUGCUGUGCAGGUGGAAUCUUUGUGAAAGUGACUCUGGCUUUAUUUUAAAGAAAUCAUAUACCAAGGCUCUGAUUGUUUUUCAUACAUGAAGAGAGCAUUAUUAAUUCUGAAUUCAGACAAUUUCCAGUAAUUAGUUCACUGAAUUCUAAUGUUGCACAGCUGGUAAAAUUUCCAUUUAGCAUUAUAUAGGUAAAAUUAGCUAAUGUCAUUUAUGGAUAUCACUACAGCAGCAUUGAUUCAUUAGUGGUGUAGUUUUAGUGAUCUAUCUUUUGAACAAUAAGGCCAUGGCUGAGAUUGACUGCACAUCAUCCAAAAACACAAAUGGUGCAGAAUUUAGAAAAAAAGUAUUUAAUCUGCCCCUCUAUCUUCUGUGUUUGUGUGACCACUUUUGUACGCAAAUAAUCAACUGCCAGCCACUCCCCAGGGUCUUACUAUAGAAUGAUCAUUUGAAAUGUUAUUGCCAGUUACGGAACUUUACUUCAACGUAAGAUUCCUCACUAUUUACCUCAUCUGAAAAAAAUAUCUGUUGAAGUGCAUAAGAAGAGAAAUGGAAUAGUUAGUGAAAUAAAAAUACAGGAAAGUUAUUAACAUGUUAAUAAAUGCUUAGACAUUUACUAAAUGUUUCAAAUUGGAGUUUGGCUGUCAGGUGAUACAGAGUUCUAGUACUAGCUAUUUGCUGUUGCUAUCCUUUUUUCACCCUUACCAACACUCCUGAACACAAGUGUCAAACUAUGAAUAGCUAGCUUUUGCAACUAUAGUGAAAGAAUCAGUCUUACAUAGUAAAAAAGGAAUGAAUCAACUUUGCUGGUGUUUGUUCCUUUUGAUAGACUUUACUUAAGCUUUGAAGCACAUUUAAUAUGGUUUUGUAUAUCAACUUUCUCUCAUUUGGUUGGCAAUGCUAAACAUGAUUAUAAUUGAAUAGCCACUAUAAGCAAACAAAAAAGAUUGCAGUUUCUUAGUAUUGGAUGUCACUUGAUGAAUGAAUACAGUCAAUACUGUUAUACACAGACAUUGCAAAAUAUAGGAAAAGAAUUCCUUUCACAUGCAUGAAAGAAGUGUUCGUUAUCCUGAGGCUAGAGUAUAAAUAUUGUCUAUGGUUUUAGAGGUAUAAGAGUGCCUCUCCCUCAGCUUCACUCAGUGUUUGUAAUGUUUUUAGUAUACUGUUAAAUCCUUGAUUUUUAAAUAAAUGCAAACAUUUUAAGAGCAACUUUAUGGAUUGCCACAUUUUGCCAUGACUAAGAUGUAGCGUCACCUAGAAUAUUUCAAGAGUUACACUUUAGAAAAAAAUCAAAUAUUUGUAUUAUCCGCUCAUUAACUCACCAAGCAAAAGUCUGGUUAAUGAUCAAAAUAAACAAAUCACUGGUGAGGACUAUUUUUAUUUGAAGUGUAGAACUACAAAAAGGUGCGCUUGAAGCUUAAAUUAUGUGACAAUAAUGGGUGGGUUUUCUAAAUGUCGAUGUACCACGCCCUUGUAUGGCAGAAAUAUUAGUUACAUUUUUCUUUUAUGCUUCUGCAGAGAUAGAAGGGUUGCUGUUUGCCUUGUAGUUUAUUUUAGGGCAGCAGGCUUCAAAAUCUCAAUACUUUAUUCUCUAAAGCAAGGAAGUAAUCUGGGCAGCAUCUAAAAUAAACCAAAUCUGUCCCAGGGGACGCAUACAGGAAUCACUUUCAAUAGCAGUACAGUGAUAAAUUUCUAAGAAGUGUUGUAAUGACUAUUGCAGUGCCAUUAAUUGAUGGAAAGGGAGUGGAUACAAUGCAAGAGAACAGGGGAAAGCUGAGAACAGUUGGAAAAUACUGAUUAUUUUUAAUUGACAAAAAUUGCACUUGAAACAUAGGUACAUGAUUUAAUCAAUGGGGAUCAUUUUAAAGUCAAUGUAAAUUCUAGAAGGCUAAUUAAAUUUGUCUUUUUUUUGCAGAAUCUAAUUUAUUCCUUACAGUUGUGGAAGUUCACUAAUCUUUUAAAUUAAGAGCUUCCAAUUGUAUGAGUCUGCAACCGGACAUUUUUGCCUCAUUGAAUGACCUUUGCCUAGACGUUAUGCAAUGAGAUACUAAUGUACAAAUGAUCACUAAAUAAAACCCAAAAGAAUUGCGGAUGCAGUAAAUCAGGAACUAAAACAAAUUUGCAGGAAAAGCUCAGCAGGUCUGGCAGCAUUUGUGAAGGGAAAAAAAGAGUUAACACUUUGGGUUUGGUGACCCUCAGACCAAAUGACUGCUGUUUGACUAGAAUUAUUCUUUAACAGACACUUUAUCCUAUUUACUUUAAUUCCUCCACUAAGAUAGCACUUUGAAAUUUCAGUCAAAGAUAUUAAGAUUUAAGAAUUCUACAUUAUAAUUUCAAAGUCCUUCGCUUUAGAUUGUAAAAUAGCUCCAACACAGCGUGUAAGUCACAUUGGUGUGAAAACUGCAUUUGUUUUUAGUCCUAGCAGCAAACAAUCACACUCUUUAUUUCUCUUGUCCCUGUUUCUACAGAAUUGUGUAGCAGAUUUCCUUUGAUCACACCAGUUUCAUUUUCCAUCAUUUAAACCUGUUGAUAAUUGGUAGUACAUCAGUAAUGUUGAUUUUUAGUAGGAAAAAAACACACAUGUCCUAAUGUUUUCCUGUGCUGACUUAUGUUAUGGCAUAUAAAAUUGAUGUGGUGCCCAUUCGUAAUCACUGGAAAUAUAUGUCUAAUAACAUUGGUGCAGAUAGAGUUUGAGUUGGAUUAUGACGCUUUCAGUUGUCAAUAAGCACACUAUUGCCAGCUGUCCAAAUUUAUAGUAAAUGUAUUGAUGGCUCUUGCUACUGGAAACAAUACCUCAGACUACAUUUGGCACUUUUAGGAGGAGUGAAAAAUGGCAGGAAAGGAAAUUGAAAAUAAAACAAAAUAAUUUAGAAAGCAUAUCUUCAGUAUGUUCCUGACAUGAUCCUGAACAUAUAGCCAAACAACUGCCUUAAGUUGCUGCCAUUGUGCAUUUGUCAUAUCUUUGUCUCAAUCUUAAAAGAUAUUCUUGGACAGCAAAAAAUGUAAUACAUUUCUUACUCCUUGAGUGGCAAAUGAAUUGAUGGAACAUUUGAUGAUUACACUUUAUUGACAUCAGUAUUACAAGGCAUUCUUCCUCAUAAAUAUGAUCAUUUAUAAAAAUAACUUCAAUGUUUUUUUAAUGUGUUUAUUCCUGGUAUUUUACUAACAGAAUUUUUUUGUUCUUUUGCAAUCUGCAAACACUGCAGUAUAAGCGCUAAUUUUUAAUGAUUUUUAAAUUUUUCAUACAGUGACAAGACAAUUUUUGGUCAUUUUGUUAAUCCUAUUUAUCAAUUUAGAACUUUGGAAAUGUGCCACAAUUCUUUCAUAAUGCUGUGCCUGUCUUGGUUUCUUUAUUAAUGAGUUAUUAAGACUUAAAGCUUUACCUUUUAAGAAAUGAAGUUAUUGAAACAUGGCCUGAAGUGUGGCAUAAAACCUACAAAUUAAACAUUGCAUAUCAAAUAAUUAUUUCUUCAUAUUUGGUGGUUAUUAAGAUUUUUUAAUCUGAUAUAUCCAUUUUACGUGGCACAGUUCAGUUUCCAAACCAGUAAACUAUUCUGGACCAAUUCUUCAACAUCUUCAAAGUCACCAUGUGUUAACAAAUGGUUCGCAGAAUAUGUAUUCCUCCGAUAAAAUGAAGUAUGUGUUUUAUACAAUGUUGUCAGCAGAAAUCCCAGCUAGCCACAGUCGCUUUCAUAACAUUAUUAACAAUUUGUAUUAAUAUUAGCAGAGAACGCCUUUCUUAUACUUCCUCAAAGUGGGGACUUCAUGUGUACAUUACAAAUUUAACAUCAUUCAGAAACCAAAGAAGUAAAAUACAACAAUAAAAUCUUGCUUGCACUGAGCUUUUCACUUUGAAAUAGUUUAAAAAAAAAGGAUGAACUUGAUAAAGCGUACUGUGUACAAAUUUGCGUAUUCAUUUCACAUGCCCAACCUUGUUUAAUAAGGUCUUAUUUGCUAAAUGGAAGUGCAAUUGCAAACCUGGCUAGCAGCUAAUGUAUUGGGCAACAUUGAAUUAGAAUACAUUGUAAGAUUUAAAUCUGCAUUUUUCCUCAAUGAUAAUGUGGGUUUAUCUGGGUUACUUAUUUUGAAAUUAAGUUUUUCAAAAUUCAAAAAUUCUUUUGAAUCCGAGGGUGAGAGAAAAUGUAAUAACAUACGUUAUUAAAAUCACAAAAAAGCAACACUACAGUUAUCAUGAAAUAAAGCCAUAUAGAUAUUUGCACAAGAUAUUGCUUAUGUACAAAAAUUCUCACCAUAUGACAAGGGUAAAAACUGUCCAGUUCUUAAUGCAUAGGUUUAAUUAUACUUAAAAUGAUAAAGAUUUCUAAUAUGUAAAUAUUUUUGGGAAUGUGAACUGGUACAGUAAGUAUCUAGGAUAGCAUAAUACUUUUAUAUUUAGGGGUCGAAAUCUUGAAUGUCAUGUUGUCUAUGAUUAUAUCCCUUUUUGGAGUGAAGCUGUUGUGGUCAUCUUAUAUUUUUAGCUUUUUUUGACUGAAGAAAGCCACAGAUAAGCGCGUGCUUUGAUUUUGGAGUGGGAGAUGUUUUGCAGGAAAUGAAUAGAAAAUUAAUGUGGAACCAUAGGUAUUAUAGUCCUAUAUAUUUCAAUUGCUUUUUAGCUUUGAACUUUUUUAGUUGCCCAAAGGCAUCCACUAAACACCAUAGCUUUUUUAAUGACCUUGUGUAAAGAUUGAUCCUGUUUGAUAUAAAAUAAACUACGUAAAUAUGUGCCAAAUAUAUGUUAUAUUGUAAGAUUGUUUGUUGAAGUAAUAUUCCUUAUUUUUACUGGGGGAAUACUUUAAUUAGGUUUCAUUUAAUGCAUUAAGCCAUUUUUUAACUUUUUUACAUGAAAGUGAGAGUUGUGUCUUUGGAGUGAUAAGAUUUUGUUCAACUUUAAUUCUGAUACUUUUUUUUGUAAUUACUUUUCAACUUCUGUGGAAUAUUUUGAUCCUAAUGUACCUGGUUACCAGCAUGAUUGCAUGAAUGAUCAAACUGUUUUUAGAUCCAUAAUAUAUGGAAGUGUUUACCAACUGCCUACUUCUAAUAAAUGCAUUAAGGAAUGUA